Molecule: messenger RNA, 543 nt
Organism: Acanthosepion pharaonis
Lineage: Eukaryota; Metazoa; Mollusca; Cephalopoda; Sepiida; Sepiidae
Source: the annotation of a GenBank genome assembly
AUGUCAUGUUUCCCUAUCUCUUAUUUUCUUCUAGGUGUUCCUUCCUUCCUUCCUUCCUUCCUUCCUUCCUUCCUUCCUUCCUUCCUUCCUUCCUUCCUUCCUUCUCGUUUUUCUCACUAUAUUUACAUCCUGCUUGUACUGUCUCCGUGGUCGCCGACAAGUCGCAUUUUAUUCCGUGCUCUGCGGAAUGAAAUUCAUAUUUCUUUCUUCAGAAACACAAUCCGACAGAAAUUACUUUUCCAUUUUCUUUCUUUCUUUCUUUCUUUCUUUCUUUCUUUCUUUCUUUCUUUCUUUCUUUCUAUUUCCAUUCUAAAGUUCAUAUGUCAUAAACUUCUUUCUUUCUUUCUUUCUUUCUUUCUUUCUUUCUUUCUUUCUUUCUUUCUUUCUUUCUUUCUUUUUUUCUAUAAUAAUAAUCAUUGUGGCACCCAAAAGUCUUUAAAUGCCAUUCUAAAGUUCAUAUGUCAUAAACUUCUUUCUUUCUUUCUUUCUUUCUUUCUUUCUUUCUUUUUUCUUUCUUUAUAUAAUAAUAAUCAUUGUACCUAA